AUGGAUGAGCCAGGCUCCUGCUCGGAUUUCACGCAGGAACUGAUUACCACCUCCGCAACCUCUCAGCCAGGCCUUACUUCCAUGCUCGAGCUGCCCUAUCCCUCCUCCUUCAAUCUCACCGAUGACACCCAAGAUCGGAAACUGAUUCAUCACUUUUGCACUGUUCUAUCACAUCUCAUUGUUUUCACGGAGGAGCCGGACAACUCAUUCCAAGAGCUCAUUCUCCCACUUGCUUCCGAGAACUCCGCUGUCUUGCACGCCAUGUGUGCUUUUUCCAAGGGACACCUUGAGUAUAUGGGCGUACAGGACUCCAAGCAUUCAUCCAACUUCCGCGUUCUGGCAGCGGAGGGCGUCUUCAGUCUCGUGCAGCAGAAUUGCCGCUACGAGGAAGUACUGGCAGCGACCAUGUUGCUCGUGUAUUACGAAUCGCUCACCCUCACUGGGUCCUCAAACAUGGUACUUGAGCACCUUCGGAGUGCAUUUGUUGUUCUGAGCUCCAUGCCCAAGUCGGCAAAGAGCCAGAGCGUCAAGUUCCUCGAAAAGGCAUUUCAAUUUUACGACGUCAUUGCGGCCUUGUCACUCGCUGCCAGCCCAGUAUCGGCCACGCCUGACUCAGACCACGAGUAUCCCCUAGGUUUGCCAUCUCCGAAGUUGACUCGGACGACCUUUGGAGACCCUCUUCUAGGCAUGACUGGAGAUCUCUGGCCUAUUCUGUAUCGGCUCAGCUCUCUCAAAGCCCUGAAGGGCGACUUGGAAUCCGCCGUAACCGCAGAUCAACAAUCAAAGGUCUCGGUGCUACGCACGGAGUACGAAGCAACAUCCAGAGCAAUUGAGAACGCCUUGCAGGAGUGGGUACCACCAAUACUGCCAAAGAACAUCACCACGCCGUUUGAGACACAGGCAGGCGCACAAGAUUCUCUACAGGCGAUGGUGCACAACUCGCUGGCGUAUCGCCAUAGCGCACUGGUGUACUUGAACCGUUCUAUCUACGGAUACCCAGUCAACCAUCCGGCUGUCCAAACGAACUGCUAUCUAGCACUUAAGAGCUGUGUGGCAGUGAUCUCUUCUGGCGGACCAGUGAAUGCCCUUCUCUGGCCGCUGUUUGUGGCUGCUUGUGAGGCCAUCACGGACCACGACCGUGGCCUUGCCAGAUAUGCCUUCAUGGAAAUUGAGAGAAGGCAAGGCAUGAUAAACAUUGAGAGAGCUCGCGCCAUCGUCCUUCAUCAAUGGGCCUCAGUGAGCAUGGACAACGUGAAUGACACCUGUAGUGGGCGGGUAGACACUUGGAGGGAAAUCGCAGGAGGGAUGGGGUUCACCAUCAUAUUCGGCUAA
This is a messenger RNA of Colletotrichum siamense, 1332 nucleotides long. It is a transcript of the gene ARA1-2, whose product is annotated as L-arabinose-responsive transcription regulator ARA1. Bases 1 to 1332 code for a protein of 443 amino acids. Gene Ontology annotation, cellular component: nucleus. Lineage: Eukaryota; Fungi; Ascomycota; Sordariomycetes; Glomerellales; Glomerellaceae. The transcript has 3 exons. Gene Ontology annotation, biological process: positive regulation of transcription by RNA polymerase II. Gene Ontology annotation, molecular function: DNA-binding transcription factor activity; transcription cis-regulatory region binding. The record is from RefSeq and is a predicted model, not a curated record.